Messenger RNA from Symbiodinium natans, 876 nucleotides. The record is from the annotation of a GenBank genome assembly. NCBI's taxonomy places the organism in Eukaryota, Dinophyceae, Suessiales, Symbiodiniaceae.
AUGGUGACCGUCUUGGCUGUGCUCAAGCUCUCGCUGGCCGUGCUUUGGGCCAGCUUGGGCAUCUCGAGCUCGCUCAAGCUGUCAUUGUCAGCUUCCGCCAACGCCAGCUCCUGGAGCUGGAAGCUGUCCUCGGGGAGCAAUGCGAGCACCCGGCUCUUCCAGUAUGGCUCAACGGUGGCCAUCUACAACCCGCUAGCCAGGCGCUUCGUGCAAAUGAACAAGCAGCACCAAACUAUGAGCGCCACCCCCCCCCAUGAUGGGGAUCUGUCGCUGCCGAUGCAUUGCACCUAUGAGCGCUUUACCCUCGUGGAUGCUGGCCAUGGAAGGGUGGCUCUUCACAACACGCUCAGCAACCGCUUCAUCAAAAUGGCCGGCGAGCAUGUCACCAUCAGUCCAAUCAAGGCCAGCAACCACCUCCCACAUGACUGGGGUUCCGAGUUCUUCGAGGUCGUCGAUGCAGGAGAUGGUAUGGUCGGGCUUCACCAGCCGGGCAACAACCGCUUCAUUUCCAUGAAUGAGGGUGGAGGUCUCUAUGGCAGUCCACACCACGGCAACGACCAAGUGCCCCAUGGUUGGACCCAUCAGAGGUUCUUUCUCGUGCCCGAAAGGCCUUACCUCGUACCCGGCUCCGUUGUGGCCCUGUACAACAGGCCCGCCAAUCGCUUCCUCCGCAUGCACGACACUUACAUGGAUGGCAGUGGCCACCCGCCCGCUCCCCUCGUCUUUCCUGGGGAUUGGGGCUGGGAGAGAUUCAAAGUGGUGGAUGCCGGCUUUGGCAGGGUUGCGCUGCACAGCCACCAGUGGCAUCGCUUCGUGAAGAUGGACCACCAGUCGGUGACAGUCAGCCCGCACUCUGACACUGGGCUCGGGCUGUGA